AUUAAUUCAGCUUCCCAUUUCCUAUGUAUUCAUCCUUGUAUAAAGACUUUAAACUCCUCUUACAUACACACAAUCAGGGACCAGGUCAGCACAUGUACUGAAAACUUUCAUGAAGGUGGCAAGUAUAAAAUAUCUUGAAAGUAAAAGGAAAGUGAUAACUACUUAAAAAUAACAUGUUAGUAAUUACACAUUCAGUGAUUUGUCUUUCACUUCACAGAUGUCAAUAUCAAACAUUAUUUUCAGAUUUUUCAGUUAGAAGAAGGUUUUAAGGAUUUUUCACGGCAAAUCUCUGUUUCAGCCUGACUUUGUGAAAUGGAAAAUGCCACUAUAAUGUUUCACUUUAACCUCACCAUGUAUGUGAACAUAGGGUCUUACCGCUAUCCAGCGUUUGUUCUGUGCUUUCUGCUGUUUGCUUUUAUUGUCUGUGCUAAUCUUGUUAUAAUACUAGUAAUAUCACGUGAGAAAACACUUCAUGAGCCCAUGUAUAUUUUUAUUACAUUUUUGUCUGUCAAUGCUUUGUAUGGUUCCACUGGCUUCUUCCCCAGAUUCCUCAUGGACCUUCUGUCCGAUUCUCAUUUAAUUUCAGGUCCUGCUUGUUUCACUCAGAUCUAUAUUAUUUACACAUAUGCUUCCUAUGAAAUGACCAUCCUGGGUAUUAUGGCGUAUGAUAGAUAUGUUGCUGUAUGUGAUCCUUUACACUAUCACAGCAAGGUGACCCCUAAGAAAGUCCGUAUGUUGGCAGGCUUUGCUUGGAUCUGUCCAGCCUUUUCUAUUGCGCUGUGUCUUGGUUUAGUCAUUAGGCUUCCUCUGUGUGGCAACAAGAUCCUAAAAGUAUACUGUGCAAUCUGGAAUAUUGCUAAAUUGUCGUGUGUUUCCACUUUUAUCAACAAUAUUGUUGGCUUGCUUGUAACCACAAUUACAGUAAUCCUGCCCCUGAUCUAUGUCUUGUAUACUUACUUAAGAAUAAUUCUUGUGUGCAGAAAAAGCUCAUCUGAAUUCAAGAGCAAAGUGUUCCAAACCUGCUUACCUCAUACUAUUUCAUUUGUCACUUAUUCCUUCAGUGUAUUUUGUGAUAUUGCCUUAAGUCGUUUUAAUGUUGAAAAUCUAAACCCAUUUUUUGCUGUAAUUUUAUCAUUGGAGUUUGUAAUGAUACCUCCACUUCUAAACCCUCUUUUGUAUGGUCUGAAAUUACCAGAAAUAAGAAGGCACAUUUUCAGGACAUUUUUUAAUUUAAAAACACUCCCCUAA
This is a messenger RNA of Micropterus salmoides (largemouth bass), 1248 nucleotides long. RefSeq names its product putative gustatory receptor clone PTE03. The transcript has a single exon. NCBI's taxonomy places the organism in Eukaryota, Metazoa, Chordata, Actinopteri, Centrarchiformes, Centrarchidae. Gene Ontology annotation, biological process: G protein-coupled receptor signaling pathway. Bases 313 to 1248 code for a protein of 311 amino acids. Gene Ontology annotation, cellular component: membrane. The record is from RefSeq and is a predicted model, not a curated record. Gene Ontology annotation, molecular function: G protein-coupled receptor activity; olfactory receptor activity.